CUUAAGGAGUUUGAGGUCCACGCCAACCAAAGACCAAUGGAUGGAAAUGCAUGACCCGCAUCUAUCCCGUCAGGAUGCCUGAAACACAGCUUCUCUACCCACCUCGUCACACCUUUCAUCAGCCUCCAAGGCUUUACCUGGACCUGCUCCAGAGGCGUGCCGUGGAGGACCAGGUCGACCUGUGGUGGUUCCGAGAGCCACGUCGCUCCCUUAUGUGUUACUGCGCUUCAGUUGCCCUCAUAUUAGGUCUGGGCCUGGGUGGUGUGUGUCUCCUGACCACCAUCACCACCAGCAUGUCCAGCGAGUGGCGCCUGGGGGUGGGCACCACCCUGUGUCUCCUAUCACUGGCCGUCCUGCUCAAGCAGCUUCUCAGCUCCGCCAUCCAGGACAUGCACUGCGUGCACAGUCGGCGCCGAAUCGACCAGCUGAAGAGUGGUGGACGGGCUGACCCGGCACUGAUUCUGGCUGUCGGCGUGGCGCUGAUGCUGUGUGGUACAGUUCUACUCUGUGUGACCACGAUCGACAAGGCCAGAAGCCAAGGGGAUGACGGUGCGGAAAUGCUGGCGUCGAGUUUGGUCCUGAUGGCGGCCGGACUUGGCAUGGUUCUGGCUGUAGUGGGAUACUCGGUGCUGGUCUACCUUAAGAGAAGAAGGGAGCGGACCAGGAGGGUGAACGCUAUCAGAGCGAGGAGGCUGGGAGUCGGGUCAGUCCGUGUGUUCUGUGUCUCGGGAGGCCAGCUGGACCAGAACAGAAGAGAGAUGGCCUCCAGCAGAACCAGUCUGAUUUAACAGAGUCCAAGCAUCCGUGUACAACAAAGUGGACCUUUGGAGGUCACACGCUGUUCUCCGAGGCUUCAAUUUGUUCAGGCUUUGAUUUAACUGGAUGGAUAAAUGGUCUUGGACUUAAUGCAGGGGUGUCCAAACUUUUUCCACUGAGGGCCACACACGGAAAAAUUUAAGCCAUUUUGAUAUUUUCCAUUUUCAAACCAUAACAAAAUAUAUAGAUUUUUUUUUUUUUAACCUUUAGGGCUCCCCAGGACCAGUCAAGGGUCAAGGGUCUCAGUCAUUAAAAUGUUAAAAAUAAGUCAAAUUAUUAUUAUUCUUUUUUACAGUAUAUCUCUACAUCAACUUCAGGUUGAUAUCAAGUAAAAAAACAAACAAG
Messenger RNA from Entelurus aequoreus (snake pipefish), 1161 nucleotides. Its product is annotated as transmembrane protein 125-like. The transcript has 2 exons. Bases 51 to 788 code for a protein of 245 amino acids. NCBI's taxonomy places the organism in Eukaryota, Metazoa, Chordata, Actinopteri, Syngnathiformes, Syngnathidae. The record is from RefSeq and is a predicted model, not a curated record.